CAAAACAUAACAUAUUUACUAAUUGUAAAUCAGUUAUCUGAAUAGUUAUAUUUUUAAAUUAUAUUAAUAAAUUAAUAUAUUUAUUAUGUAUUUAGUGAAGCAUAGAAAUUCUCACAGCGUGUUUGCUUGCCGCGGAUGUUUGGCUACGGAUGUUAAAUUAUUCAAUAUGUUUGAUUGUGAAAAUAAGCUUUUCGAGCACUUUGGGAGAUUUCUCGGAGUUCCGAUACUAGCAGGUGAUGGCUACCCACAUCAUCUCUGCAGCACCUGUGCUGUUUACCUGCAGAAGUUCAUAGCGUUUAGGAACAUCUGCGUAAAAGCUCAGAACAUGCUGGAAGAGGCUGAAGUGCGUGGAAUACAGAUAACAACAUCAUAUAUACGCAAAAUGGAUCGCGACAAGCACAUGCACUUUUCAUUUGUUAAAAAACAAUUAUUUAACAUCAGUCUAACAAAUUCUAAUGUAAUUGAUGAGGAAUUCAUAGAUACAUUUGAUAACCAUGAGGCUAUAGAUUUUAAUGCAGACAAUAUGAACUGUACAGUUAUAAAAGAGGAAAAUAUCAAUUAUGAUUACAAUAACGAUGCAACAGAAUUCGUUACGGCUGAUAAUAAGAUCAUAGACUCUAAUUUUAGUAACGUAAAUGAUACAAAUAAUAAAGAUCAUUCUGUAAAUUCACCUAUAUCUAAUGAUAUAUUAGUAAAUAAUGAUGUAGCUAACGGAAUGACUACAAUAUAUUUAAAAACUGAAGAUGAUAACGAUUUAAAAGACGAAAAACAACAAAUUGAAUCUAAAAAGAAAAGAACAGUUAAAAGAAAAAAGCAAUUCAUAGAUAAUUACUUAAACGAAGCUAAACCAACACAAAUAGGCAAAAAGAAGAAAGUACUUAAAAGGACAACGCCUGAUAAAACAAAAGAAGAAAAAAGGAGAGGAAAGUGUAAAAAGAGAAAUGUAAUUGAUAUAACAAAAGAAUUCGCAGAACAAAACAAUUUCGAUCUUACAAUAUACACUCGUGAGGAGCAAUUAGAAGAAGUUAAAGUAUUAAAGGAAACUCCUACAGAUAAAAUACAGUGUGAACACUGUGGUUUGAAUUUCAAAUAUAAACAUACGUUUUUAAAUCAUUUCCGAAGCAAACACGACCCGUCGUUAGGUGACUAUGUGUGUACAAUAUGCAAUGUUCGUUUUAGGCAGUUGAGAUAUCUGUACAAGCAUAAACUACACGUGCAUUUAUUCAAAUAUGAGUGCAGAGUAUGUAAAUUCAGUACAAAAGCUCGGGGCACAGCAGAAGCGCAUGCAGCUUUCCAUGCAGGGAAGACUUUUGCAUGCGAAUGUGGCAGAAUAUUCAAGCAUAACUCUAGUUAUUUGUCUCAUAAACGUUUAACUCAUACAUCGAAGUUAACGAUUUGUGAGUUCUGUGGCGAAUCUUUUAUUGGUGAUUGGGGUUUGGUGGUACAUAAGCAAAAGAUACAUAGCGAUGUUAUAGAAGCUUGUAUGUUUGUCUGUGGCAAAUGUGAUGCGAAAUUCAAAACCGAUGAUGCUCUAGUAAAACAUGAGGGUUUAAACUGUGGUGGAUACAAUUGUGUGCACUGUGGUGAUGUUUUUACGACAGAAAAGGUGUUAAGAUACCAUUUAGUUCAGUAUCAUAAUAAUAGAAGUAACUCUGAAGAGUUUGAAUGUGAGGUAUGUAGAAUUAAGUUUCAUAAUAAGACGGCUCGGGAGAGACACUCAAUUGGCCGUUGUCUGGACGUGGUACCGUGUGUACAGUGUGGCGAAGGAUUUCCAACAGAACAACAGAUGAAUGAGCAUCUGAACGUGCAUUCAACUGAGGAAUUUAAGUGUGAAGUCUGUAAAAAGAUCUUCAAGUCAGCCUUCUACUUUGCUGAUCAUUACGCCAGACAUGGAAGAGAGCAGGGUAAGAACUCUGGACGUGGCAGAAGGAGGGGAUUCCAAAUCCUGCCAAGUGUAAGAAAAGGGCAGAGUAUUGAUAAGAAGAGAGUCAUGUGUGAAGUCUGUGGACAACUGUGUUUGGAGACGGGAUAUUCAGUGCAUCUUAAAAUCCAUUCAGAUGAGAAAGAUUAUGCGUGCUCGAUGUGCUCCAAACGAUUCAGAGCGUUAUUACCACUAGAGAUACACAUGAGAGUGCAUACAAACGAGCGGCCGUACGAAUGUGACCACUGUCAGAAGAAAUUUAAAUCGCGAGGUGCUCUCUGCAGACAUAUUAAAACUGUCCAUCUCGCAUUACGGCCACAUCAAUGUCAUUUGUGCCAGAAAUUCUAUAAAACAUCCACAUGCGUGAAAAUGCACAUUAAGACCGUACACAUGAAGUUUCCUAUGCCUCCACGGAUAAGAAAACCUCGACAGUUAACUGAGAAAAGCGCGGGAAACGAAAAUUAGUUUUUUUUUAAUUGUUAUAAAUGUCAAAGUGAUUAAUGCAAAGAGCGGUAAAUUUUGUUGACUCGAAAUAUUAUUUAUUGAUGUUAUUUGUUUUUUUUAAUGUCAAAUAUCUUAUAUUUAUUUACUUAUACUUAGUUUGCAGUAAUUAAAUCCAUACUGUAUCAAUUGUUAAAUUUAAACAUACAGUUAUAUUUUGAAUAUUGAAGAGUUAUAGACCGUUUUGUCUCCUUCAUUAGUUUUAAAUUAUAUUAUUAUAUCGCCAACAAUUUUAUUAGCUUUUGUUUGAGACAAAUGAAGAUGACGAUUAUUAUUAUUAAUAACGAAAAUAUCAUUUUCAAGAAUUCCAAAUAAAAAUCAGUAUUAUUAGAAAUGAUGAACGAAAACCUUUACCUAACUUAUUCUUUACAUAUUUAUAUUUCUUAACAUUUUAAUGUUAAUGUACACAUUGUUUAAAAAUUUUAAAUUAAUAAAUAAAC
Achroia grisella is the source of this 2862-nucleotide messenger RNA. RefSeq names its product zinc finger protein 611-like. Lineage: Eukaryota; Metazoa; Arthropoda; Insecta; Lepidoptera; Pyralidae. Gene Ontology annotation, cellular component: nucleus. Bases 86 to 2386 code for a protein of 766 amino acids. The record is from RefSeq and is a predicted model, not a curated record. The transcript has 7 exons. Gene Ontology annotation, molecular function: zinc ion binding.